UGAAUUGAAAUUUUUUCAUUCAUUCGCAAUCACAAUCAAAAUAAUAAAUUGCUUUCAGAAAGACUUUCUUAGAAAUACUAAUUUGAUUGAAAUCAAAACAUCAAAAUGGCUCAAACUGCGGGUGUGAAGCCCAUGACUAUUGCUGGUCGUGUGGCCGUUGAAAGGGAGAGAUGUUUGGGCAUGACUGAUGCUGAGAGAUCUUGGCGUAAACAGUGGCUCAAGGAUCAAGUGUUAGCUCCUCACGAACCAGUGCACGUAGAAGAAUACUACAGAGAACUUACCAAUCCUAUUCGCCGUUUUUACCGCAAGCCUUUGGAUGUGAUCUUCAAUGCACUUGCGCCUGCCCUGGGUUCUGAACGGGCAAUGACUAUGAGAUAUUUUACUGGAAAGCUGGGUUUAAUUGCUAUUGGAAUACUGGGCACACAUUAUUACUUCAAAUAUAAUGGAAAUGACUGGUCAAAGCAAGGUGGCUGGAGAGUAAUGACAACCAAACCAACAGUUCUACCUGGACAGCCUGGAUUCCCAUUCAAAUCUACACGCACACACACAGACUAUGCAGACAGGGGUUUCAAAAAGUCUGCCUUAUAUUGUUAAUUACCCACAUAUUGAAAAUAUCAUAAUUUUGAUUGAAACAUACAAAAAUAACAUGAACUCAAGUUAGUUCUAGUUGUGUUUCUUGGUAGAGAAAUAAAAUUGUUAUUUAUACAAA
Molecule: messenger RNA, 709 nt
Organism: Plodia interpunctella (Indianmeal moth)
Lineage: Eukaryota; Metazoa; Arthropoda; Insecta; Lepidoptera; Pyralidae
Gene: ND-B17
Product: NADH dehydrogenase (ubiquinone) B17 subunit
Exons: 3
Coding region: 106-594 (162 amino acids)
Biological process (GO): mitochondrial electron transport, NADH to ubiquinone
Source: RefSeq, a predicted model, not a curated record